GAUCCAGCGUCGUCGCUGAUGACGGUGGCAAACGGCGCAGGUCAGUUAGCUAAUGUGGUGGGAGCGCCUGCUAAUCUAACACUGUUUUCGAAGGCAAUGUUUUCAUUUUAUGGACAGAAGAACAAUAAAUACAACGAAUGGAGAUAGUUUAGUAUAGAAAUCUACGACUAUAAGCGAACUAUCGCAUCUUCUGAAGCGCCUGGAACGUUGUUUUGCGGGCCUGUUGCUUGCUAGCGACGUGAAAUCCUCGGGCUGGCUCAGCGGACACCGGGGUGAGAGAUAGACGACCAAGGACUGGAGCUGCGAAGGCAGAUUUUUUUUCUUCCUCUACCAGGUUUUAUUAACACUAAUUUAUUUUUCUGCUACGCAGACGAACACUAAACCUUUCUUCGUCUUCUGUGGCGGACAUAAGUCAUUACAACUCAAGUCGCUUUUAGUUUAACAAGUUGGCUAGCUUUAGCUCGCUUGUUUACAACUCAACCAGGAUCUUUCAAAUCAGUAGAUUACUUGAUGUUUUCUUCAACUAGGUGUUGUACACUUCUCCCGUGACACGUGACAACUGUUGGGUGCUUCGUGAGCUCUCUACUUUGGUCUCUUAUCAACUUUAUGGUCGUAGUCUUUGUAGUUCUGCCCAAAGGUUCCCUGUUCGAAUGUUAUCUCAUACUUGAGGCCUAUCUACUGCAGCUCAGGGUUUGAUACCUUAUUGGACAAUCAAAAUCACCCAUUUGUUUAUCUUCCAUUGGUUCUGUAAAAUGGUACCAAAAGUAUGACAUAAUUUGCUUAAUUGUAAUCCCAAGGCCAACAGACUGGAGCAUUAAGCAAUAUAGACUUUGAGUUGAAAACAUCAGCUAUCUACAUCUUCUUGACAAACAGGAUCCGGAUGAGGACUCAAAGAAAAGUGUGGAUUUUGAUCCUGUCUGGACUCACUGGUGUCUCCUUUUCUGCCUGACACUAUUCAAUCUUUAUCAGAAGCAAGUCUUUUUUUUUUUGUUAUAUUUUGUCUCUCUUGAGCUGAUUUGCUCAAGGAAGACAACAAUGAAUCGUUACCUACCAGUAGCAGGACAGCACUUCCUGGCUGCCCUUGCCAGCACCAGUGUGGUAGUAAAAUCUAUAAGUGCUGUUGUGGUUCUGCUGUACCUGCUGUCAUGGGCGGUUGAGACUUCAUAUGCACUCGGAGUGACCCCAGGUUACCUUUUUCCACCUAACUUCUGGGUGUGGACACUGGUGACCCACGGGCUGGUGGAGCAGCAUGCCUGGGGUGUGGCAGCCAAUGUGGGGACAGUCAUGGCAUGCGGACGUCUGCUGGAGCCUUUGUGGGGUGCUCUGGAGCUCCUGAUCUUCUUUGCAGUAGUGAAUGUGUCUGCUGGACUCCUGGCAGGACUCUCCUAUCUCCUCACCUACGUGGCUACCUUUGAUCUGGACUUCCUGUUUGCUGUGCGCAUCUACGGUUCAGCUGGUUUCUUGGGAGGCGUCCUGGUGGCGUUGAAACAAACCAUGGGGGACACUACUGUGCUCAGAGUGCCACAGGUGAGACUGAAAGCUGCUCCAGCCUUGGUCCUCCUGCUCCUGGCCUUACUGCGCCUGUCUGGGCUGCUCAGCAGCUGUGCACCCCUGGCUGCAUACAGCUAUGGCGCCUUGUCUGGCUGGGUGUACCUGCGCUUCUACCAGCGACACAGCCGGGGCCGCGGGGACAUGUCGGACCACUUUGCCUUUGCAAGUUUCUUCCCAGAGGCAGUGCAGCCGGCUGUGGGACUGUUGGCCGGGCUCAUCCAUGCAGCCCUGGUGAAGAUAAAGGUGUGCAGGAAGAUGGUAAAGAGAUACGAUGUAGGGGCGCCCUCCUCCAUCACCAUCAGCCUGCCGGGCACAGACCCACAGGAUGCAGAAAGGAGGAGACAACUAGCCUUGAAAGCUCUGAAUGAACGUCUAAAGCGGGUCGAGGACCAGUCCGCUUGGCCCAGCAUGGAUGACGAGGAAGACGAUGAGGAAGACGAGGUCCGAACCGACACACAGCCCCUCCUCCCAUCUGGACGGGACUCCUCGUCAUCUUUACCGAGAAUACCCAGCGGACCUAUCGGCGCUUCCCUCCCCUCCGCAUCCUCACAGGGUGGUGGAGCAUUGUCUUCGGGUGGCGUUCAGCACCCUGAGUCCAGCAUCAUCAGCUUUGAGGACGCGCCCUCUAGAUCAUAGCCAAAAUAAAUGCACCGUGUGUGUAGAGAAGCUCCGUUUGGUGUCGCUGUCCAGUAUACUAGCACAUCCAGCAUCCCUGACUAGUAUACGUCUGUUCUCAGUGACGGCGGUUAGAUGUUCACUCAAUGUCUCGCGCUAUACACGCCUGUGUCAAGUUAACAAGUAUGACUUUCCUCACCAACACGGUUAACUUCCCAAAAGACUGUAUUGCUCUUUCACUUCAGACAUGUUGGUUGUGAACGCUCAGCCUGCUUGGGCAUAACCGGAACCUAAUUUAUCUCCUUUCUACCUACGUCCAAAUUCUUUCCUGUUAGAAGACGAUUCUAACUCCGAGAACUCUGAUUUCUGCUACAUGUGCUCUUCUCUUUGCUUUCCAAAUAAAAAAAAAACAAAACAUGGUUGUGCAAACUACUCUUUGUAAGUCUUUUCAGAGCAGCCAGAUCUGCUGCAAAAGGAGAAACACUUUUAAUGACCGAGCUGCACGCCACGAUCGUGAUGCUUGUUUUGAUAAGUGGCGAAAUGACCGUAGGUGUGUGUGUGUGUAGCUGGUCCCGCCGACCAGCUGGCCAGGACAGAAGGUUUGUCCUGCAGAAGACUGAAAGACAGGCCAGAUGAAAGGAAUUUUUCCGGGAUGUCUGGAUCAAUAGAUGGAGAAUUGUUUGUUUUUUGGAAGCCCACUUGAAUCAAAAGUUUCUGUAAGCUGUUGAGACAUGCUUGCCUGUGGGAUUCACUCUGAUUUGUAGAUUUCUUCUCUGAGGAGAUAGGAACUGUUUUCCUUUUUGCAAUGUGUCAUUUAAUUCUGGACCUAAUUCUUCCAUCCUGCACCUUUUGCAUUUCUGAAAUCUGUCAACAGUUCAGUGAUGAUGGUUCAUACUCUGGAGUGAUGAAUGUUUAUGGAUCUGGUGAUUCGUCGCACAUUUGUGCUGAAAAAAGUGAGACAAACAGAAAAUUACAUUUUCACUUUCAGUCUUUCCCGUUUUCUUUUUUUAAAUCUUAAACCCAUGAAUUAGUGAGCCUCCUGUGAUUGAUCAGUAGUCACGUGUUUUUCAUUCCCGACAUCCAAGUGUCAGAACUGAGCGGUGGUUAAUGAUCUAGUGGCUUCUAAAUAGUUUCACUUGGAUAGAAAACAAUCUGCUCAGACUCGAAAGUCACUGUUUUGUUUUUGUUUUCUCAACUGCCCAUGUCACAUUUUAUUGUGUUAAAGUUUUUGAUGCCCAGUUUAGUUUUUUUUAUUUUAUUUUAUUUUUGAUUAAAGUUAUUUGAAGCUAA
Molecule: messenger RNA, 3456 nt
Organism: Nothobranchius furzeri (turquoise killifish)
Lineage: Eukaryota; Metazoa; Chordata; Actinopteri; Cyprinodontiformes; Nothobranchiidae
Gene: tmem115
Product: transmembrane protein 115
Biological process (GO): retrograde vesicle-mediated transport, Golgi to endoplasmic reticulum
Cellular component (GO): membrane; Golgi apparatus
Source: RefSeq, a predicted model, not a curated record